Messenger RNA from Nothoprocta perdicaria, 708 nucleotides. RefSeq names its product immunoglobulin lambda-1 light chain-like. The transcript is spliced from 4 exons. The coding region runs from base 1 to 708 and encodes 235 amino acids. The record is from RefSeq and is a predicted model, not a curated record. Lineage: Eukaryota; Metazoa; Chordata; Aves; Tinamiformes; Tinamidae. Gene Ontology annotation, biological process: immunoglobulin production; immune response.
AUGGACCGCUGUGUGUUUGGAUCCCUGGUCCAGGCAGCAGUGACUCAGCCGGCCUCGGUGGACGUGUCCCCCGGAGGCACCGCCACCAUCACCUGCUCUGGUACUGGUAGCACCUAUGGCUGGAUCCAGCAGAAACCUGGUGGUGCCCCAGUCGUUGUGAUCUAUGACAACAACAAGAGACCCUCGGGCAUCCCGGCGAGAUUCUCCGGUUCUGCAUCUGGCUCCUCGAACACCUUAACCAUCACUGGGGUGCAAGCCGAGGACGAGGCCGUCUAUUACUGUGGUGGUUAUACUGGUAGUGCUGCUGCUGACACGGCAGCAGUGACUCAGCAACCGGCCUCGGUGGACACGUACCCCGGAGGCACCGCCAUCAUCACCUGCUCUGGUGGUAGCAGCAGCAGUGAUUAUGGCAUCAGCAACUAUGCCUGGUUCCAGCAGAAACCUGGUGGUGCCCCAGUCCCUGUGAUCUAUAACAACAACCAGAGACCCUCGGGCAUCCCGGCGAGAUUCUCUGGUUCUGCAUCUGGCUCCACGGCCACCUUAACCAUCACUGGGGUGCAAGCCGAGGACGAGGCCGUCUAUUACUGUGGUGCUUAUACUGGUGGAUCCCUGGUCCAGGCAGCAGUGACUCAGCCGGCCUCGGUGGACGUGUCCCUGGGAGGCACCGCCACCAUCACCUGCUCUGGUGCUAGCAGUGGCUAUGGUUAG